AGGCAGUUUUGAAGACGAUUGUCUUGGUCAAAACAAACAAAAAAGUCAGUACAUAGUGAUUACACAGGCAGGCAAGAAUACUUUACGGUACUUUCAGUUUGUAUAUCGUCGAGUAUCAGGGUCAUCGUUGCUCAGCUCAAAUCAAGUCACCAUCAGAAAGUGUACAGACCGUUUCUUUAAUUCAUAACUUGUCGGUAUCGAUCCGCGGAGAACGAUUUGUCUCGUCGCCGGCACGCGUGCGGAAACGCUUGAUAGUAGUGAUUGGGGAACGAUGAGAAGCGGCAAUCGGAGCGAAGGACGGAGGAGGACCCGCUGACGGACAGGAGAGAACGCGCGAGUCCACUCCGCGUUCAAAGACUCGAGCGGUAAAGCCGCUGAAGUAGCUGCCGAACUAUCCACCGUUCGUCGUAAUCACGAAUUACGAUAACUAGUGAUAACUAUUAAGUCGAGGAAUCGGUUGGAAAGGAUGACAGCCCAGCAGCUUCCUAAGUAUGAGCUUCUACCGAAGGAGAAGACGGCGGAGUUGUUGAAGGUGUUCAAGGGCGAGAGGACCGGAUGGGUACUGGUCGGCCCGAAAAAAUACUUCUUCCCGUACAGAUAUACGGAACAGGGCGCCGGAUUUUAUAAUUUCAAGGCUCGGCCGGACGAUACAUGGGUUCUUUCUUAUCCAAGAUCAGGUGUGACGAGAAGUACAACUUGGACGCAAGAACUAGUUUGGCUGCUAUCAAAUAAUUUGGACUUUGACACGGCGAAAAAGAAUCUGCUUGCUGAGAGAUUUCCCUUUCUCGAAUUCAGCAUGUACAAUCAUCCUGAAGUGACGCAGGAAUUUGUGGAGAUGAACAAAGGUGACGAGAAAAAGCAGCAUCUAUGCCGAGAGUUGGGCAAGCCCGGUUAUGAGGUCAUCGCCUCGAUAUCGUCACCCAGAUUCAUCAAAAGCCACUUUCCCUUUAGCAUGCUACCUGGAAUUUUGGACGUUGGUUGUAAGAUCGUCUACGUGGCACGCAAUCCAAAGGACGUCGCGGUCUCCUGGUAUCACCUAAACCGAGCGAUUAAGACGCAAGAGUACAUUGGCGACUUCGUUACCUUCUGGAAUUACUUUCGGAAUGAUCUCACACCUUGGAGCCCGUACUGGGCUCAUUUGAAAGAGGCUUGGGCGCUUAAGGACCAUCCAAAUCUACUGUUCAUGUUUUACGAAGAAAUGAUGCAAGAUUUCCCAAAAGCAAUCAAGAAAGUAGCAAAGUUGCUAGGUAAAACUUACACCGACGAGCAGAUAGAUAAAGUGGUCGAUUUUUUAAACAUCAAAAAUUUCCGCAACAAUCCAAUGGUCAACAGUUCCGAAUUGAAGGAUUGCAACGUUAUACUGGCUGAUAAUUUUGUCAGAAAGGGCGGUAGCGGAGGAUGGAGGGACAUGUUCACGCCGGAGAUGGAUGCUGAGGCAGACAAGUGGAUCGAGGAGAAUCUCCGAGACACCGAUCUGCGUUUUCCGUUCUUCAACAACAAUAUAGACAAGAGGAAUUGAAGAAUCGUCGAAAAGAUCUUAAUCGGAUAUCUGAAUCUAGAAUAAAAUACUAUCGUUUAAUUUUACAAGUAUAUUUAAAUUUGAAGGGGAUGUAAGGUAUAUUUAAGGAUAAUGCUAGAGAUAAUUCGAUUCAUAAAUCACUUAGGAUAAUUAAAUAAUCUUAUAAACAUAUAUAUGUUAUAUAAGAGCAAUAUAAAUGAUUAAUACAAGUAAUAAACAUUUGCUACAGAUGGCUUAGUUA
This is a messenger RNA of Ooceraea biroi (clonal raider ant), 1760 nucleotides long. RefSeq names its product sulfotransferase 1C4. The record is from RefSeq and is a predicted model, not a curated record. NCBI's taxonomy places the organism in Eukaryota, Metazoa, Arthropoda, Insecta, Hymenoptera, Formicidae. Gene Ontology annotation, molecular function: sulfotransferase activity.